Messenger RNA from Dioscorea cayenensis subsp. rotundata (Guinea yam), 2175 nucleotides. Its product is annotated as vacuolar protein sorting-associated protein 52 A. Gene Ontology annotation, biological process: Golgi to vacuole transport; retrograde transport, endosome to Golgi; endocytic recycling. Bases 109 to 2025 code for a protein of 638 amino acids. Gene Ontology annotation, cellular component: GARP complex. Gene Ontology annotation, molecular function: syntaxin binding. The record is from RefSeq and is a predicted model, not a curated record. Lineage: Eukaryota; Viridiplantae; Streptophyta; Magnoliopsida; Dioscoreales; Dioscoreaceae. The transcript has 18 exons.
GUUAGGCAUUCAGUUGUUUUUUUUCAUUUUAUCACUCUCUCUCUCUCUCUGUCUCUCUCUCUGUCCCUGUGUGUGUGUGUGUGUGUGUGAAUCGAUCAAAUUUCGUUUAUGGAUGACUCUACUUUGGAUAUGCAAGGUAACCAGAAACAAGCAUUUGAUCUAGGCAUGUUUGUUGGGAAUUUGGCUUUAGAUGAGAAUGGCAGGAGUGAUUAUGUGUCUCUAGAGGGGCUACAAGAGGAACUAGAAGAAUGCAAAAAUGAUGAAAAAUUGUCUGACAUUCUUGCGAAAGGAACAAAACUUUGGGAGCACACCAAAGGUGCGGAGAACAAUGUUCGCCAGGUUCAAUUGGAUGCCAUUCAGGCUGCAGAAUCAAAAUUGACAAAAUUUGUUGAAGACAUUAUUGUUCCACCAGGAAUGGUUGAUAUAAUUGUUGAUGGAGAAGUCAAUGAAGAGUACUUAAAGACUCUAGAGUCACUAAGCAAAAAGUUGAAAUUUGCUGAAGUUGAUUCCAUGGUUACAACAUCAAAAGCUCUAAAAGUUGUUCAGCCAGAACUGGAAAGGCUUCGUCAAAAGGCAGUCUCAAAGGUAUUUGAAUUCAUUGCACAAAAAAUACAUGCCCUGAGAAAGUUAAAAACAAGCAUCCAGAUCCCACAGGACAAUAUUCUUCUUAAGUAUAGGUGCUUGAUUAUUUUUCUUAAAGAACAUGGUAUGGAGAUAUAUAAUGAGGUUAAGGCAACAUAUAUUGAUACAAUGAACAAGAUUUUAAGUGCUCAUUUUCGCGCAUACAUACAAGCAAUGGGGAAAUUACAGCUGGAUAUAGCAACAUCAAGUGAUUUGAUUGGAGUUGAGACCAAGAGCACAAGACUUUCCUUAGGAAGAAGAGAAUCUUUGAGGAAUGGUUCAGCUGUUUUUGCAUUGGGUGAUAGGAUUAAUAUUCUAAAGGAAAUUGAUCAGCCGGCAUUGAUCCUGCAUACAGCUGAAGUGAAUUCUGAAAGAUAUCCAUAUGAAGUUUUGUUUAGGAGUCUGCACAAGCUUCUGAUGGAUACCGCUGCUUCUGAAUAUCUUUUUUGUGGUGAUUUCUUUGGUGAAGAAUCUAUAUUCUAUGAAAUCUUUGCUGGACCCUUUGCUGUUCUUGAUGAACAUUUCAAUGUGGUACUUCCAAAUUGUUAUGAUGCCCUUGGUUUGAUGCUUAUGAUACGCAUAGUUGAUCAGCAUCAGAUGGUCAUGUUCAAGCGGAAAAUUCCAUGCUUGGAUUCAUACCUCGACAAGGUCAAUAUUUCUUUGUGGUCUCGUUUGAAAUUGGUACUUGAUAUGCAUCUCAACAGUCUACGAAAUGCCAACGUAAGGACAUUAUGGGAAGAUGAUGUCCAUCCUCACUAUGUAAUGUGGCGCUAUGCUGAAUUUGUAGCAUCGCUUGUCCACCUCAACGUUGAAUAUGGAGAUGGUCAGCUUGAUCUGAACUUUGAAAGAUUACAAAUGGCAAUUGACGACCUGCUCAAUAAGCUUGCCAAAACUUUCACAAAGCCAAAGUUGCAAACCACAUUCCUGAUAAACAACUAUGAUGUGAUGGUUACGGUAUUGAUGAAAUCAGGUACUGGAGGUGGAAGUACAAUGGUACACUUUUGGCAUCUGCUAAAGAGCAACAUACCCAUAUUUGUCGAAGAAAUGCUGCUUGAGCAUUUCAACGAUCUAAUCAAAUUUGUUACUUCACGAGGCUCCGAAGAAUCAAGCUCCAGUGCAGAGAACCCUUCAGCCACUGAUCUUGAACCGCUGGCGUGGGAUUUUUUGAGCAGAUGGAAAGCUGCUAUAGAGUUGAUGUACGAGGAUUGCAUCACAUCUUUCAGCGACAGUUUGUGUGGAAGGAUGAUCCUGAAUAUGGCUUACUUGAGACUGGGCUUCUAUUACAGAAGGCUCAAAGUGUGUGCUAGGAGAAUCGAAGGCUCUUUCAAUGGUUCUUUUAACAGGGUUCUGUUUCCAGUAACCUAUAUAUCUGAUGAAGUUGAUAAAUAUUUGAAGGCUUUCUAGGUAUUAUUCUUGUUUUCAAAGUCACACACAAGGAAAAAUGGCAAAUGAAUACAUAAAUAUUUGGUUUUUUUUUUUCCCGUGAGUGGGCAUUGGAUAAUGUUUUUCUGAUUUGAGUAUUUUGCCAAUCAAUUUAGUUGAUCUUUGUUUCUA